This is a messenger RNA of Symbiodinium natans, 1020 nucleotides long. NCBI's taxonomy places the organism in Eukaryota, Dinophyceae, Suessiales, Symbiodiniaceae. The record is from the annotation of a GenBank genome assembly.
AUGACGGACGUCAAAGGCGCCAUGGUCGGAGGUGACCGCAGCUUGAACCCUUCCCAGCAGGAGGACCCCGACCUCUUCGUGCGAGUGGCUGAGCGGAAGCCGAACGGCGGCAUCGUCCUCCGCGGUUGCAAGGCACACCAGACUGGUAACCUCAACUCGCACUGGAUGAUCCUGAUGCCGGGGAGCAAGAUGGAAGUCGCUGACAAGGACUAUGCCGUGUCCUGCGCCGUGCCCGUGGAUGCUCCGGGCAUCACCUACAUCUACGGACGUCAGAGCUGCGAUUUGAGGGCCAUGGAGCCGGGUGACAUUGACCAGGGCAACGCCAAGUUCGGCGGCCAGGAGACCAUGACGAUCUUCGAGGACGUCUACGUCCCCCCCGAGUACGUCUUCAUGGACGGCGAGGUGGACUUCACCCAGAGACUGGUGGAGCGCUUCACCGCCUACCACCGCCGCUCCUACGUCUGCAAGGCCGGCCUGGGUGACGUCAUGCUGGGUGCCGCGGCCACGGUGGCGGACUACAACGGUGUGGCAAAGGCCUCCCACAUUAAGGACAAGCUGGUGGAGAUCGCCUACCUGAACGAGAACAUUGCUGGCACAGCCAUGGCCUCCUCCUACGGCGGCAAGGCCACGCCCUCGGGCAACUUCCUCCCAGACGUCAUGAUGGCGAACAUCUGCAAGCACAACGUGACGAAGCUGCCGUAUGAGAUCUCACGCUUGGCGCAGGACUUGGCUGGCGGCCUCAUCGUCACCCUGCCCGCCGACAAGGAGUUCCGCAACGAUGUGGCGGGGCCCUUGCUGGAGAAGUACCUGAAGGGCAAGAAGGGCGUCACUGUGGAGAAUCGCCGCCGCAUCCUCCGACUCAUCGAGAACAUGACCAUGGGCAGGAAUGCCGUGGGCUACCUGAGUGAAAGCCUCCACGGUGCCGGCUCGCCCCAAGCACAGCGGGUCCUUAUCCAGCGCCUCUUCGACCUCGAGAACAAGAAGAGGUUGGCGAAGCAUCUGGCCGGCAUCGUCGAGUGA